AUGAACCGAUACCCAGCUUUAGUACAGGCAGACCCACGCCCUUGUCUCCUGCUCCUCACCUGUCUGGUGACCCUGUCAGCCUCCGUUCUCAGCCUGGACACACACAACCUGCACAUCUUCAAGAGAUCCAUCGCUAAUAUCACAAAGACAGCUCCAAAGGCAUUUGAAGCUGGUCAAAUCCGGCUGGUGAAUGGCUCCACCCACUGUGCUGGGCGGGUGGAAAUUCUGUACAACAAUGUCUGGGGCACUGUGUGCGAUGACGGCUGGGACUUAAAUGAUGCAUCAGUAGUGUGUCGGCAGCUGGGCUGUGGGGACGCGGUAUCGGCACCAGGCACAGCUCACUUUGGACAAGGAUCUGGUCCCAUCUUACUGGACGAUGUUAAUUGCAGAGGAGGAGAAUCUGCCCUCACAGAGUGCACCUUAAAGCCUUGGGGAGACCACAACUGUAACCAUGGAGAAGAUGCCAGUGUGGUGUGUUCAGCCAAGCCCAAGGACUGCAGUGAGAUCCCCUCAGGCAGCCCCAGCGGCAUCUACCUCAUCCAGCCCACAGGACUGCACCAGCUCGUGGUGUACUGCGACAUGAACGAAACAGCCGGGGGCUGGACGGUCCUCCAGCGGAACCGGCACAACACACAGAUCACCUGGGCUGAGUCCUGGAGCACCUACAAGUACGGCUUUGGCAAUGUGCAGGAUGACUACUGGCUGGGGACGGAGUACAUCUAUCGGAUCGCCAAGCAGAAGGUCUACCAGGUCAGGUUUGUCAUCCACGAUUCAUCCGGCACCAUGAAAUACGCAGACUACAACCUCUUCAGUCUGGAAGACGAGUCCAAUGGCUACAGGCUGAGGCUGGGCUCUUACACUGGGACUGCAGGGGACGCCAUGGCCCCAAACAAUCCUACCACCGUGCAUGACAACAUGAAGUUCUCCACUAAAGACCUGGAUCAGGACACUAACAGUGGGAACUGUGCGUCUAGCCAUGGUGGGGGCUGGUGGUACUCGGCUUGUUAUUCUGUUCGACUGAACGUCAAAGGGAGCAUCACUUGGGGUGGUUUCUGUAGUGGGAACUGCCAAGCCUCUGCCAUCCUCAUCAAACCAGCGUCCUACUGUUAGUCACCCCUUCCCCACCCUCCUGUCUGCAGUGAGGCCAACCCCUGCUCCACGAAGGGAGGGAAAAGGGUCAGAGUGUGUCAUGGACAAACCUCCCACCCGCUCUCACAGGCCUUGCUUG
Messenger RNA from Malaclemys terrapin pileata, 1228 nucleotides. Its product is annotated as fibrinogen-like protein 1-like protein. Gene Ontology annotation, cellular component: membrane. Lineage: Eukaryota; Metazoa; Chordata; Testudines; Emydidae. The transcript is spliced from 4 exons. The coding region runs from base 1 to 1110 and encodes 369 amino acids. The record is from RefSeq and is a predicted model, not a curated record.